AUGGAAUCAAGCAAGAAAUUCGAUGUCCUCUUUCGCGCUCUUAAACUCUACAAUCAAAAUGAGAUCGAUAAAUGUGAAGAAGAAUGCACGAAGAUUCUACAGAAAAACCCAUUGGAUCAGGCGGCUUGGACUUUGAAACUCUCUUGUCUGACUGAGUCUCUUUACAUUGACGAGCUUGACAACAAUGAUGUGGGCAUUGCGGAGACUUUUCUCGAACAAAACGUAAUCGCACCGAAUGCCCGUCCAGGCACUUCAUUCAAUCGACCGCUCACGAGUGCUCGUGGAGCGAAUCCCUUACUUCGACCAACAACAAACGCGGGACGACCUCUUUCUGGUGUUGUUCGUCCAAUGACCACUGCUAGACCCGGCACAAUGGAUCAAGCUGUCCGAACGAGUCGAACAGCGAAAACAGCGCGCGCCGUCACGAGCAGCUCAGCUCGUUUUGUUCGACUGGGAACGGCUUCAAUGGCUUCAAAUCCUGAUGGUCCAUUCGUCAAUUUGGCUCGAUUGAACAUUGAGAAAUAUGCAAAAGAUGCACAAGUAAACCGACAACUUUUCGAGUACGUUUUUUAUCAUGAAGGUGAUGUGAAAACGGCGCAUCAGAUUGCCGCCAUUGCAACGAAAGAAGCUGAAUUCAACGAUUGGUAUUGGAAGAAUCAAUUGGGAAAAUUGGGCAUGUUUCAAGACGCGGAAAAGCAAUUCCUCUCCUCACUUAAAACCAUGAAAAUGGUUGAAACGUAUGCGUAUUUGGCGAAAAUCUAUAAUCGAUUGGAUCAACCAUUAGUUGCAAUCAAAUAUUAUGAAGAAGGGCUAGAAAGCUUCAAGAAUGAUAUCACGAUUUUAACUGGAUUGGCGAGAGUGAAUGAGCAACUAGGCAAAAUCGAUGAAUCGAUCGAACUUUACAAGGAGAUUCUAGCCGUUCAAGCAAACAAUGUCGAAGCGAUAGCUUGCAUUGCCACCAAUUAUUUCUAUUCAGAUCUACCAGAGAUAGCUUUAAGAUAUUAUAGACGUAUCAUGCAAAUGGGAGUGAACAACGCGGAACUUUUCCUCAACGUUGGCCUCUGUUGCUUCUUUUGUCAACAGUUUGACUUAGCGAUUGCUUGCAUUGAGAGAGCUCAUGCCACCGCCACUGAGGACAUUCAAGCUGAUGUCUGGUACAACACUGGACACGUGGCAUUGUCGAUUGGCGAUGUGAAAAUGGCGGAUCGAUGCUUUCAACUAGCACUAACAGCUGAUCAAGAUCAUGGAGAAUCUUUAUGCAAUUUGGGAAUACUUAGACUUCGAGAAGGGAAAAUCGAUCAAGCCAAAUCGUUCUUUCACAAUGCAAAAGGGAAAGCCCCACACCUUUUCGAGCCAUACUUCAAUUUAGCGAUUCUGGCAAAUCAGGCUGGUCAAUACUCUGAAGCACUGAUCAAUGUGAACAAAUCGCUGGAGAUCUUCCCCGAGCACGUUCACUCGCAAACAUUGAAGAGACACAUCACCAUUUUGUACACAAUGCUU
Messenger RNA from Mesorhabditis belari, 1500 nucleotides. The record is from the annotation of a GenBank genome assembly. Lineage: Eukaryota; Metazoa; Nematoda; Chromadorea; Rhabditida; Rhabditidae.